AGCUGCAAAUGGACGCAAAUGGCAUCCAUUGCUUCCCCCCCUCCAUUCAGAUAGCUUCCCGUUCUCCCGGAACAGCAAUGCGCGGUGAGGGUCGGCUCCUCGUCCCGUGCAGCCCAGCAGCAUCUCCCUCCAGCAGUCAGAUGGGAGGGGACCUCGGGCACGGAGGCAAGUUGGAAGAUCCGAGCGGUAACGCGGGAUGCCAGUGGGUUAUCGAGUCACAGAACCACGAGGCUGGGAAGGACCUGCAGCAUCCUCCAGUCCCCAUUGGCCGCGCUAAGCACCACCCCGCAGCUCGCAGCUCCUCACCCCGCCUCCUGCCCGCUGCCAGGCGCCUCCCUGUGCGCCAUUCCGGCACCUCUGCGCCAAAAAAGCUCCUCCUCUGUUCGACCCCAACCUCUGCGACGACGCGAGGCCGCUUCCUCCGCUCCUGGUCGUCGCUGGGAGCAGAGCCCGAACCCCUCCUGCUCGCAGCCUCCCCUCAGGGAGCCGCAGGGCGCGCUCAGGUCUCCCCUGAGCCUCCAGCUGAACAACCCCGGCUCCCCAAGCGGCCCCGUCGCGCUGCAGCCCCCCGACGGCAUCGCUGCCCUUCCCUGCGCCUCGAUGUCUUCUUGUUUCGUCCUGAGGGCUCCAACCCAAACCCCGGCUCCCGCUCCUCCCCGCAGCACGGGGUGACGACGGCCCAAGUGCAGCGCCGAGCCUCCGGCCUCAGCCCUUCCUUCAGCCCGGCUCAUCCAGGCUCCCCGCAGGGCCUCCGCCCCCGAUUUGCUGCGCUCGCUGCCCUCCUCCGCCUGAUGCAGGACGCCGUUCAACCGCACGAGGCCCAGCAGCGCCCCCCUGGGCUCCCCUCGGUACGAGCCCCCAGCCGGAUCGGCUCCGUGGAGCUGGGCACCAAAACGGGCGCCCCGUCCCCACGAAACCCC
This is a messenger RNA of Lagopus leucura (white-tailed ptarmigan), 920 nucleotides long. RefSeq names its product translation initiation factor IF-2-like. The annotation marks the transcript as partial. The record is from RefSeq and is a predicted model, not a curated record. The transcript has 2 exons. Lineage: Eukaryota; Metazoa; Chordata; Aves; Galliformes; Phasianidae.